CACAUUUCAUGGUAACCACGGUUAACCGAUCUAGCAAGAAAGCGAUGGACCCGGUGAGCUGAGUUUACGUCAAUCGUACUCAUCCACGCUCUUACGUAUCAGCACAUCACGUGACAACCGAUCUGCAGCUGCACGCGGGAGUUGUUGAACUCAAAGUAUACUGUUUUUAUAAGUAGUUUUUCGUCUUUUUUCUUUCGGCCACCGCUGAGAAAAAAUUCCUUUUUUCAAUACGCUAGCACAGUUUUACUUAGCAGGCGAGAUGUUGAGCUCCAAGCUGCUGACCCUUGUGCUCAUUGUCCAGCCGGGCAGAGUGCUACUGGGUAUGAAGAAGAGGGGCUUUGGUGCUGGAAAGUGGAACGGGUUUGGGGGCAAAGUUCAGCCUGGAGAAACCAUUGAGGACGCUGCUAGGAGAGAGCUGGAAGAAGAAAGUGGUCUCACGGUGGAUGCACUCGACAAGAUCGGAAAUAUCAAAUUUGAAUUUGUGGGAGAAACGCAGCUACUUGAUGUCCAUGUUUUCAGAGCCGACACAUAUAAUGGAGAACCGACAGAAUCCGAUGAAAUGAGGCCCCAGUGGUUCGAACGUGACAAAAUUCCUUUCAGUCAGAUGUGGGCCGAUGAUAUACUGUGGUUCCCUCUGAUGCUGCAGAAGAAGAAAUUUGUUGGAUACUUCAAGUUUCAGGGUCACGAUGUGAUUCUCAGCCACACGCUGGAAGAAGUGGAGGAGCUCUGAAGGGAAAUAAUCGAGCUGUUACUGGUGGCAUUUACAUCAGGGACCAAUAUAAAACCUGUGAGAAAUACCAGGAAUAAUCCAACGGUUGUUUUGUGUCAUUAUGCGGAGGAAACGAAGAUAUCCUGUGGAGGGUUUACAUGUUACGCAGCUGUAACACAAUUAGAAACCUUUUUAUUUCUUUACAGGGAUUUUUCCUCAUGAAAAUCAAAGCAGCACUACACUGAAAGAAAACAUCCAUAUUCUCAUUUUAUUUUUAGAGUAUCUGAUUCAACACAAUUCAGGAAGCACCUCUUUAGUGGAAUAUUUACAGUAUAUACAGUUCUGAAUUCAUUAGGUUUCAUAUUCUGUGCAGCACGUUUCCAAAAUUAAGGCGAUUACUAAAAUAAUUGUUUCAUACUGUAUGGGAGUUUCUUCAUAAAAUACAUGUUUAAACCAGUUCAUUUGCAAUUUGGAACAUAGCUUCUUUAACAUGAA
Molecule: messenger RNA, 1204 nt
Organism: Haplochromis burtoni (Burton's mouthbrooder)
Lineage: Eukaryota; Metazoa; Chordata; Actinopteri; Cichliformes; Cichlidae
Gene: nudt1
Product: nudix (nucleoside diphosphate linked moiety X)-type motif 1
Exons: 4
Coding region: 260-730 (156 amino acids)
Biological process (GO): DNA protection
Molecular function (GO): 8-oxo-7,8-dihydroguanosine triphosphate pyrophosphatase activity
Source: RefSeq, a predicted model, not a curated record